Molecule: messenger RNA, 2677 nt
Organism: Mytilinidion resinicola
Lineage: Eukaryota; Fungi; Ascomycota; Dothideomycetes; Mytilinidiales; Mytilinidiaceae
Product: HET-domain-containing protein
Exons: 2
Coding region: 1-2196 (731 amino acids)
Source: RefSeq, a predicted model, not a curated record
AUGAGAGAAGGUACGGCUUCUGUGGAAGAUCAAGUAAUGACCUAUCAGCCUCUGCCGAAAGAUGAACUCCGGCUCCUAACUCUCCUCCCGCCCUAUCCGGCUACUGCAGAUGAGCCCAUACAUUGCUCAUUAGAUGCUCUCUCCCAGUCUGGAUAUUCUCAUGAGUAUCUAACGUGGUAUAAUGAAACAGCGGUCCAAGAGCUACCACACGAGAGACUACGGCUAUGGAAAGAUCAUGUGAGAACGACAGUCCGGUCGAAUGGCGCGAUUGAAAAAGCUCUUGAGAUCGGUCCAUCCCGGUUUCGUUACUCCUGGGGUGACUACAUCGCGUUAUCAUACACGUGGGGCUCUCCAGAAAAACCGAAACACAUCAUCCUGAAUGGAGUUCCGUUUGCAGUUACCGAAAAUCUCGAUGCAGCACUCCGCAAUGUACAUCCGAUUGCACAAACGCAGAACUCAAAUGGGCCGCUUCGAGUAUGGGCAGAUGCCAUUUGCAUCAACCAGGAAGACCAGAUAGAGCGAUCCCACGAGAUCAAGCGAAUGCGGAGCAUUUUCGCUGGAGCCUUGGGCGUUGUCGUUGCUCUAGGAAAUGGCUGGGAAGGGUGCGAUGAAGCUUUUGGAUUCAUCCGCAACCUCUCACCUUCGGUGAACGAAGGCUUGACUUAUGCUGACCUGAAGCGUAAUGCCGACCAAUACGGUCUCUUUAAGGAAGCUAUUGCCACAAUGAUGAGGCUGAUCUUUCACCCAUAUUGGCACCGCGUCUGGGUAAUUCAAGAGCUCGCAGUCGGCGCAGAUCCUAUCAUCGUCGCUUGCAGGAACUCGAGACUGCUGCUCGAGCAGUGGCGCACCGUCUCUUUAUUCUUGGUGAUGGAGCUACCGAAAGUAGAGCUCGAUGGGAUAUUAGGAGGCCCAUGGCAUGAGUUGGAAGAUAUCAAUAUUACCGGGCUGCUUCAAAAUUUCGACUUCUUGCGUUCCGUAUGUCGUGCGGUAGAGCGACAUCAAGCGGUAGACGCCAUCGAGCUUGCGAUCCCAGUCCUCAGUCUAGGGAUAAUGGGUAUUGCUACAGACCCACGAGACCACAUAUACGGCCUGUUAGGUCUUCUUCCCAAAAACAUCUUAGAUAGAAUCGAUGUCGACUACUCUGCCACCGCGAACCAGGUCUUUGCCGACUUCAUGAAAAUAUUUAUCGAAGAAACAGGCGAACUGGAUGCCAUUUUCUUCCGCUCUCAGCGGCAAACGACCAAGCCAUCAUGGGUGACAGACUGGACUCAGCCCCUCGACCGCUGCUACCUUUUCUACCAGCGCAGCUUCGACUACGACUCCCACUCACCUUCAUCUGAUAUCACCCGCAAAGCGUUAUUCGGCCUAGAUAAGCGCCGCAUCACCUCACGAGCAGAUGGCUACCGUCACAGACCCAUCUCCUUCUCCGGAGACUAUCUUCACUGCCACGGCUUCUGUAUCGGCGAAGUCGACGGCUUCUCCGCAGAAGGCCCCGUAUAUGGCGGCCCCGUCUCCGCCAAUCCGUCAAACGUCACGCAACCCUCCACCGAGCUGAACCCGUAUGGCAAUGCCAAAGCCGUAAUCAAGACCCUCAUAGCAACACUAAACCAAAAUCCCUCAUCCAACAGCGCCAGCGACACCUCCGCGCUCGCCGACAUCCCUUGGUGCGGCGCCGAAGCUGACAACCAUGCCGAAACCCUGAAGUUCACCAUCGGGGAAGAGUUCGAGAAGCUUACGACGCAGCUGGUAGAGCAGGCACCUUGGACGCAGCCGCAUCUAGAUCAAUUUGUAUUUUUUGAGAAGGCCCGGCGGAGUGUGGGCGCGUUUCGGGUUGGCGGGAAGCCGUUGAAGGAGUAUUUCCCUGUUGCCGAUGCUGGCAACAAGCUUGAUCAUCUAAAGGAGGCCUGUAUUCCAGACAUAUAUUAUAUUAGUCACUCGAUAGUUGGGAGGCGGUUGGCGGUGUUGAAAAGUGGGGAAAUGGCACUGGUGCCAGCGAUUGUGGAAAGGGGGGAUAGAGUCUAUGUGCUAUUUGGGGCAGCUAUGCCAGUGCUACUUAGGAGAUGCGUUGACCCAGGGCAUGAUGGAGGUUGCGCGGAGGUGAUUGGAGAGUGCUAUGUGGAAGGCUUCAUGAGCGGUGAAGGCGUUGCUGCUGUUGAGCGGGGAGAAUUUGCAGAAGAGAAGGUGACGCUUUGCUAACGUGAUUGCCUGAGGUAGGCACAGCACCAGGUUAUACGUUCGUAUACCCUCUUCUAGCCUGUCUUCUAGAUCUCGGAAGAUCCGCUGCGCCACCCCGAAGCCUAAGGUACAGCGCCUCGCUACAUUGUGCACUCUCGUCUACCACUGCUUAGCGAUAUGAAAAUAUGGUCAAAGCUCUGUGGGGAUGGUGCACGUGAGAGCGAAUCUGAGGUCUCAGAGAAUCAAAGAGAAACAAACCGCAGCGUGGAAGCGUAGAAGGCGAAAUGAGACGUCUGAUAAGGUAGAACCUAUCGUGUCGGAAUGUUUGACGCGUGAUAGCAAGUCACAGCUCAUACAUAGUAGUAUCCAAUGCUAAAGUGGCGAGUACUGUACCACAAAAGGCAGGACCGCCUGGCGAUAUAGCUAGCUUUGGUGUAUAUCAAACAUGAGGCAUAGAGCUUAGGAUAUGCUUACCUGUGCCGAGACUGUAGGCAGACACGGC